Brettanomyces nanus is the source of this 633-nucleotide messenger RNA. RefSeq lists its product as uncharacterized. The record is from RefSeq and is a predicted model, not a curated record. NCBI's taxonomy places the organism in Eukaryota, Fungi, Ascomycota, Pichiomycetes, Pichiales, Pichiaceae. The coding region runs from base 1 to 633 and encodes 210 amino acids. The transcript has a single exon.
AUGCUUCAAUCCCGGAAUAUUUCAAAAGUUCUUGUCCAGUUACUUGAGCCAACGCCAGAGGUUACGAGGUCGAUUCCCAUUGCCAUAGCGUUGCUUUCUCUAACCAGUGAAUUACCGUUACUCUCCUGCGUGUCCCAGCUCUAUAAGGAUAGGAAAGACGAGGCAAAUGACUCAAAUCUCGCAAAGAUUGACAGCCAGGAAAGUUCUGCCGAUAAUGCAGAUAUUUCAGGUAAUUAUGACUUUACGCCGAACCAAGGUGUAACUAUAGAGGAUCCGAUUGUCGCAAACGGCAAGCCUUCCACCUCGUCGCAAAAGUUGGAGCAGUUACAGAAGAAAAUCAACGAUUUUGAGGAUAAUUUUGACAGCAAUUACAUAAACGCCAAUGUUAAUCCGAGCGACAAUUUGAACAUAAUAUCGAUACUGGCAUUACGCCAAUUUCAAGAGCGAAAGACUUCUGGCGUUCCGUGUGCGAUGGAGCCGUGGAUGGUGUUCACCACAAACGAGUAUAUCUCCUAUCUCUACCAGGUAAAUGACGAGUAUGCGGUUCUUUUCUGUUGCGACUCAUCAUAUCCUAAAGGAUUUGCCAUUAAAAGAUUGAAGAAGUUGUGUAAGUAUCUACAGAGUAAUAUGUAA